UGCUGUUUGACGAAGCGGACUGAACUCCGGGAAGAGAGAAACUUAACUAUCGAUCCCAUCACGUCAGUGUAGAUCAGUCUGUAUCGAUGCUUGUAUCGAUCCGUCCAGCCUGAGUUGAAGCAGCGAUGAGUUCAGCUCAGUAUCUGAGAGAGAGAGUUCAUCAAGGAGAGACUAACUGCUGUUUGUGAAGAAAUCUUCUCAGAGGUUCAAAAAACCAUCGUCCAGUAUGAGGAGUUCAACCGUCAGCACAGACUGCUGGAUAUCAGCCGGGAACCCGACAGAAACUCACACAUCAUAGACCUCCCACAAAAUCAUGACUGCGAGGAAGAGGAGGGUCUGGAUGAGCAGCAGGUCUGUAACCAGGAGAGGAACUCCAGUCUGGACCAGGAGGACCCAGAGUCUCCACAGAUUAAAGAGGAACAGGAGAAACUCUGCAGCAGUCAGGACGGAGAGCAGCUUGGACUGAAGCAGGAGUCUGAAGGCAUUAUCGUCUGGACUGAUGAAGAGCAGCUCAGACAGAUGGAGAGCAUCUGGAAACCUGUGAUAAAGUUACACAAAAUAGACCUCCAACAGCAGCAUGUCUGUGAUGAGGAGAAGGUUGUCAGAGGUCAGCAGGUCUGUAACCAGGAGAGAAACUCUAGUCUGGACCAAGACGACCCAGAGCCUCCACAGAUUAAAGAUGAACAGGAGGAACUCUGCAGCAGUCAGGAGGGAGAGCAGCUUGGACUGAAGCAGGAGGCUGAUGCCUUCAUGGACACCCUUGUUUAUCAGGAAAGUUACCACAGUGAACUGGAAUCAAACAGUGAGCAGCUCCUUUCUCACAGCUCUCCUGAAGUAGAAAGCAAGCAUGUGGUCUCAGGAUCAGCUAGAAAUAUAGCGCUAAAGAGGAGGAGACGUCUCAGACUUGCUGACACAAGGGAAAAGUCUCUAAAAUGUGACACAUGCGGAAAAGCAUUUCACUUCCAAUCCCACCUGAGUGCACAUCUUAGAGUUCACACAGGUGAGAAACCAUAUUCUUGUAGCACCUGUGGGAAAAGAUUCAGCCACAAAUCAGCAUUGGAUAAUCAUUUAAGAAGUUACACAGGCGAGAAGCCAUAUCUUUGUAUCACUUGCGGGAAAAGAUUUGUUCAGAAGUCUCAUUUGGAGCGUCAUGUGAGAAUUCAUACAGGUGAAAAGCCGUAUCCUUGUAUCACCUGUGGGAAAAGAUUUAAUCAGAAUUCAGAGCUGCAACGUCAUGUAAGAAUUCACACAGGUGAGAAGCCAUAUUUUUGUAAAACUUGUGGGAAAAGAUUUGCUGACUCAUCAGGACUCAUAAAACACAUGAGAUUUCACACAGGUGAGAAACCAUUUUCUUGUGGGAUCUGUGGAAAAAGUUUCAGUCAGAAAUCAGCAUUGGAAACUCAUGUAAGAACUCACACAGGCGAGAAGCCGUAUUCUUGUAGCACUUGUGGGAAAAAAUUCAAUCAGAAAUCAGGAAUGAAGUCUCAUGCAAGAACUCACACAGGUGAGAAACCACAUUGCUGUAGCAGGUGUGGGAAAACCUUUAGCCAGAGGACACACUUAAAGAAGCACAUGAGAAUUCAUACUGAUUAAAAGUUUAAAGCUUAGAACAUGUGGGACAGCUGUUAGUCAUAAUAGAGUGUUGGUUGUAGAGCUCACACUGAGCAGAAGUGAAAAGAUGAAUCAUAUUCAGGUCAGUAUUAUUUGGGUUCUAUUCCAGGAAGCAGGUUUAACUAACAACUGCAGGUUUGCUAAUCCUGACACGAGGGAGAGAAAGAGAGUUAACUUUAACUCUGUGUCACUCACCAGGUUAAGAAACUCUUUGAACCUAACAGAUUUCAGCAGAUUUUCUUAAACAAAUUAUGAAUUUGUGUAGUCAAAGGAGCUUGCAAAGAAAAGCGUCUGGACUUCUUUAAGUUACUUGAAGACAAUGGCAACCUCAACAUUGAAGUUUACCGGAAGCCCACACACACGGACCAGUACCUCCUGUUUGACUCCCAUCACCCUCUGGAACACAAACUUGGAGUAAUUAGGA
This is a messenger RNA of Neolamprologus brichardi, 2035 nucleotides long. The record is from RefSeq and is a predicted model, not a curated record. Lineage: Eukaryota; Metazoa; Chordata; Actinopteri; Cichliformes; Cichlidae.